AUGGCUGCCGUUAGAGAUGAAUCGGACUACGACAGUAGCCGUCCGUCGUCGCUCACGGCGCUGGGCUCCCGCCGGAGCUGGAUCAGCGACAUUGGCAGCUCCAGCUCGGUCUCUGGCGGCGGCGAGACCCCCUGCCGCCACAGCAAGCCCCACAAGGCCAACCAUGCCGAGUGGGAGGCCAUCGCGCGCGUCCGCGCAGCCGCCGCCGGCGGCAGCGUCGGGCUGGACCACUUCCGCCUCGUGCGGCGCCUCGGCAGCGGCGACCUCGGAAACGUCUACCUGUGCGAGCUCCGUGAGCCGCCGCACCGGCCGUCGUCGUCCGGGCGCCUCUACUACGCCAUGAAGGUGGUGGACAAGGACGCGCUGGCGUUCCGCAAGAAGCUCCGGCGCGCGGAGGUGGAGCGGGAUAUCCUCCGCGCCCUCGACCACCCCUUCCUGCCCACGCUGUACGCCGACUUCGAGGCGUCGCACUACGCCUGCCUCGUCAUGGAGUUCUGCCCCGGCGGCGACCUCCACGUCGCCCGGCAGCGGCAGCCCGGCCGCCGGUUCAGCGUCGCCUCCGCGAGAUCUUUUGAGAAAGAACCCACUUGGGCUAAUGAUUUGAGCUGCGCGCGCAUGCAUGCAUGGCGACAUGCAUAUUAUCUGGCUGAGCUGAUAGAGAUCGAUCGCCGAAUAAUGAACGGCAGAUUCUACGCGGCGGAGACGGUGCUGGCGCUGGAGUACCUGCACAUGAUGGGGGUGGUGUACCGGGACCUCAAGCCGGAGAACGUCCUGGUGCGCGCCGACGGCCACAUCAUGCUCUCCGACUUCGACCUCUCCCUCAAGUGCGACGACGUCGUCCCCAAGUUCCUCCGCCAACCGAGAGGGGACGGCGCCGGCGCCAACCCGAGCUCGACCAAUGGUCACUCCUCGUCGUGCGUCCCGCCGAUCCAGCCGGUGCUGUCAUGCCUAUUCAACGGUGUAACACGCAAGCGCCUGCUGCCGAUGCCCGGCGCGGCGGCCGUGGACGCCGACGCCGCCGAGCAUUCCGAGCCCGAACAGACGUCUGAGUCUGACCCUGCAGAGGUGGUGGUGGAGCCUGUGGCGGCCCGGUCUAGGUCUUUCGUGGGCACGCACGAGUACCUGGCGCCGGAGGUGAUCUCCGGACAGGGCCACGGCAGCGCGGUGGACUGGUGGACGCUGGGAGUGUUCAUGUACGAGAUGGUGUACGGCCAGACGCCGUUCAAGGGGGCGACCAACGAGGAGACGCUCGCCAACAUCGUCGGCAAGCGGCCCGUGGCCUUCCCGCGGGUCCCGUCGUCGGCGAGCUGCGGCGAGCGGGAGGAGCUGCUCCGGGCGCAGGACCUCAUGGCCCGGCUCCUGGCGAAGUGCCCCGGGAAGCGACUGGGGAGCUGCACGGGGUCAGGCGAGGUGAAGCGGCACGCGUUCUUCCGCGGUGUGAACUGGGCGCUCGUCAGGUCCGUCCGACCGCCGGAGGUGCCCGUGCCGGUGGCAAGGAGCAAGGCGAAGACGAUGAGCAGGAAGGAGCGGCAGGAGCCGUACAAGCAACAACAUGAGGACCAUUUCGACUACUUUUGA
Triticum turgidum subsp. durum (durum wheat) is the source of this 1578-nucleotide messenger RNA. Lineage: Eukaryota; Viridiplantae; Streptophyta; Magnoliopsida; Poales; Poaceae. The record is from the annotation of a GenBank genome assembly.